UAAAUAAAAAAAAUUAACUUAAAAAAAUUAAAAUUAAAUAAACUACAAAAAAUUCAUAACAGCAAUAAUAAAGCUGCGGCGUCACGUAAAUUUUCUUAUUAAGAAUUUUUAACAUAAAUUUGUGCGCAAAAAAUAUAAAUUAUAAAAAACCACAACAACACGCUACUUACUACACACAACGAAGUCAACUUAAAGCUUGCCAAUUUUUUACUAUUAAUAUUACUAUUUAAUAUAAAAAUUAAACACAAAUAAAGCUUGAAACUUAUUGCUGAAAGGCUUGCGAAUAACGCGCCUAAUUAGCAUUAAAAGCGAAUUAAAAAAAUAUUUCUUUAUAUGUAUAUAAAUAUAAAUAUAUACGACUACAAAAUAGCGCAGUGAGCAACGAAUACAUUUUGUGAUAUUUUCAAGAAUCCAUUCGCUAUAACAAAUAAUAAUUAAAGUAGUUCUAAAAAACAGUGUGACAAAAAGUGCUGAAACGCUUUGGGAUUAAAAAAACUUAUAUUGCCCUAACGAAAUGGUAGAAAAUUUAAUUAACUGGUGAUUAGAUAUUGAAAUAUUAUAAUCAUUCUCGGUGAAAACAAAAAAGAAAUUUGAAUAAAGCAUAAAAACAGCUGCUAAAAUAUAUACGGGAACGCUUAACGCGGUUGGAUUAAGGCGGCAAGUGAGCCGAACAGCGUAAAAUUUAAGACAACUCAACGCGUACUAAAAAUGCUUUAAAUACGAAUUAAAGCAACUACAAAUAAUUGUGAUCACGCCGCGUGUGCAACAAAUGCCACAAGCUAGCCACACCAACAUAGUUGAGCACUAGCAUACACUGCCCGAGCGGUGUAGACAUCAAGGUUUACGUGCGAGACACAGUGCGCGCAUUUUAAUUAACAUAAACUCCCCGAAAACGCGGCGACCUGAUGACUAUGGCAGAAGGCACCGACCCCAUGGGGCAUCAGGCGGGCUCCCAUCACAACCACCAUCACACCCAUCACAAUCAUCAUAGCCACCAGCACCAGCAUCCGCAUCAUCCGCAUCCGCACCAGCACCAGCAUCAGCAGCAGCAGCAGCUGCAUCAGCGCCAACCGUCGUCACAUCCUCAUUAUGCGCCUUACGCUGCCGCUGCCGCCGCCGCCGCCGCUGCGGCACAUAUGCAACAGUAUCCGUUGCCGCAACAUUUGCCAUUGGCGCUUAGCUUGCAACAGCAGGCUGCUGCUGCGGCCGCGGUGGCCGCUGAGCAUGUGAAUAACAAUCAGCCUUUUGUGGCCAACAACAAUGUGCCGUGGAAGCAGCGUAAGCGGAAACGCUUGUCGGCCGUGUUGGAUAAAUUGCAUAAUCACAACAAUAACAAUAAUAAUAACAACAAUAGCAGUAGUGGUGGCAGCAUGCAUAAUGAUGGCGGCGGCGGCAGCAAUAACAAUAAUAACAACAACAAUAACAAUGUUGGCGAACACGGUAAUCACAAUCACAGUCAUGUGGAGCCGAUGGACGGCAAUGAGGAUGUCGAGAAUGAGGCUAAUUAUAAGCACAACAACAACAACAACAGUAGCAACAAUAAUGUGUAUGCGAAACGUCAAAACUGCGGCAAUGAUAGCGGGAAAGCAUUAACGCGUAAUAAGCGCACCAUUAGUGAAGUUAGCGGCGAUGAGGCUGAGGCCGAAGUUGAGACGGAAGCCGAUGUCGAUGCGGUGUCUGAAGAUUUAUCUCUAGAAAACGAUAGUCCACGCAUCAGCAUGAGCCCACUACAGUUGGUCUCGGCAAAUGAUAGUCCAUCCGGUGGUGGUGCGUCACAUCUCGCUGUCGCAGCCGCUACAACGACACCCAGCGACAAUCCGCUGCAUGUCGACAUCAAGACUGAGCACAUGCAUAAUCCCUAUGACCGUUACUUUCCCAUACCGUCGCCGCUCUUUGGCUAUUACUUACAUACCAAGUAUUUGAAUGAAGUCUUUCGCCGACGACAGGAUCUCUACACAUCACCAAUGCAGCAUACACCUUCGUCGAUCGCUUCGUCCAUUGCUGAUGAGACCUCGCCUACAAGUUUGCCGAACGCUGGCGCUCAUCUCGAUCAUCCGCCGCCAUUUCCACCAACCUCCACAGCUACAGCACGUGUUGCAGUCGGCGGUCCUGGGCGUUCACCACCGCCAGCCGUCACCGUUGCACUACCCUCGCCACCACGUAGCGAUUCGUCGAUGACUGCUGCCGCCACAGCCAACACACGUUGCAGCCCAUCGCCGGCUACUCAAGCCAACACUUCGGAUCCGGCCAUAAUGCCGCCGCCACAAGAUCGUCCAUUGGACUUGUCUGUACGCAGUGGUGGCAACACGCCCACCUAUGAGCUGAUGGGUGGCAAAAAGUACAAAUCGCCCUCGCCUUUACCGGCGACCACACUCAUGCUGCCACCGGCGCAGCAACCCGUCUCGGCUACGGUCAGCGCCGCAUCCAUGUCGCCAAGCCAAAGCACGUUGAAAACGACCACAGCCAAUAACAGCAACAAUAGCGCUAAUCAUGCACCAUUAGCCAGUUCCCCGGCACCCGUUUCGCCGUACGCAGCAGCUGCUGCUGCUGCACAUGCUGCCGCCGCCGCGGCCGCUGCUAUGAUCAAGCUCGAAAUGCCAAUGCAUCCAUUGCAUCCGCACGCACCCACCACCACGGUUGGCGUGCCCGUGAUCAAGGGUGAUGUCGCAUCGCCCACCACCAAGGAAUCGGUCGCAUGGCGUUACAAUCUCGACGUUUCACCCGUGGUGGAGGAGAUGCCACCCGGUUCAGAUGUGGCUUACGUCUGUCCCGUUUGCGGCCAGAUGUUUUCGCUGCACGAUCGUCUUGCCAAACAUAUGGCAUCGCGUCACAAAUCGCGUAAUCCUGCCAAUGAUAUCACCAAAGCCUACUCGUGCGAGGUAUGUGCGCGCUCCUUCGCACGCUCCGACAUGCUGACACGCCACAUGCGUCUACAUACCGGUGUCAAACCGUACACAUGCAAAGUGUGCGGUCAAGUAUUCUCACGCUCCGAUCAUCUGUCUACGCAUCAGCGUACACACACUGGCGAGAAGCCCUACAAGUGUCCACAAUGUCCGUAUGCCGCGUGCCGUCGGGACAUGAUCACACGCCACAUGCGUACACACACGCGUUACGAGACACAACAGCGUGGUGGUGGUGGCACAGCUGGCGGCGUUGGUGAGUUGGGUGGCCCCUCCAAGUCACCACUGCCACUACUGGCCGACAUGAAGAUGAGCUUGCCAAUGCUAUUGAAGAGCGAAGAGUUGGCGGGUAAAUCACCAAUGCACAGCGGUAUCGGCGGUUCCAUGCCGAUCGUGGUGAAAACGGAGAGUGCUUAGUGGAGACUACGACGCGCAUAUAGAGGCUGCAAGGCGUAGAAGCGCGCAGUUGGCUCUCCCAUGGAGGGCUGCUUCGACGAGACUUAACAGAAAGACACUUAUAUGACACAACGGCAGACGUAAACGUAAGAUAUGAAAUGACAAACUAUAUAGAUUAAGCGUAGAGAGUAGCUAAGGAACGAGUGAGUAGGAAGACGUAAACAAAAAAAGAUAAAAUUUAUAUUUUAUUUUUCAAAAAUCUCUUUGUGAAGACUGAGACUAAUUUAAGCGUAACAAUAUGAAUUUACCAUAAACAAAAAUUUUCAUUUUUAAGUAAACAUACUGAAAUCGAAUGCGAGAGUUGCUUCGUACAGGUGCUGGCCGACAAAAUUUGGCGAGUUGCCUAACUGGAGUAUGAAAUGCUGAUAAUUGUGCGGUGAGCUUGUGAUUGCUUUGAUGAAAUCUGACAUUUUUUUUUAAAACUCUAAGCUUAGCGUGCUUUUUAGUAAACACUUUUUUUAUGAAAGCUUCUUAGUAAAAGCACUUUAUACUAGUGAAAGUUAUUUACCAUAAAGAUCGCUCUUUGAUUAUUACUGUCACAAACUAUUAUGAGCUCAACUUCUCUAAAAGCUUUUGACAUAAAUUCUUGGUUAUAGCUUUCAUUUGGAUACAUUGCAAUCGUUUCUGGUGAAAGUUUUAAUGUUGAAAGCUUUAGCACUUACAUUUUUGGGUUUAAAAAGCUUUCUAGUAGCUUUACCUACAAAAGAGUUUUUGACCUACACUAUUGUCAUAGCGUGUGUUGAUUUUUCACAAGCUUUUUUCGAUGAAAGCUACAAGCUUUUACCUUUAAUUUGUGAAAGCUUUUCGCUUGCAUUAUUAUUGUAACAUGUAUUGAGUUUUCAUGAGUUUUUUUCGAUGAAAGUUCUGAGCUUUCACUUCUACAUAUAUCUUUCUCACCCGCUCACUCAUUUAUCAGCAAAUUCGUUAUUGUGGCCCAAAUUUGGUAUGUCAUUUCAGUAAAUUUUAAUACAAAAUAUAACAUUUAAGACAAAUGGUUGUGAACAGCAAUUCAGCAUUGUUAGAUAUUCUCUGAGCACAAGCAUUUUUUCACGAUAACUCACUCUCCCUCUCUUUCAAUUUCUCUCAUGAACACAUUCAUCGCAAAACAAACAAGCUAGACAAUUAAGAGAUUAUUGACAUAGUUACUGUUAUAAUUUUAAGUUAAUUAAUCACUUAGUUUAUAGUGAAAAGCGGAUAAUUGGAUUUCAUUAGUUUUAUAAUUUGAUUUAACGAUUUCGUAGUUUGUAUGUGAGAAAAAUUGAAAAGAAACAAGGCGAUUGUAAAACCCACAAAUUAAUUUUAAGCAUAAUUUUAUUUGAAAAUUAUUCCCAACUGCAUUAUAGUAAUUUAUUCAAGUUCUUUAAGCUGCUUACCUUUAAGUUACAAAAUAUAUUUAAUUAUUAUUUAUUACUAGUGGUAAAUGAGUAUGUACACACACACACACAAACAAUUUUGUAUUAUUAUAAAGCGAGAUGGCAAAUGAAGCGUCAAAAGACAAAGAAAGCGUUCCUCGAUCAACCGAAUAACGGCGAUUACGGCGAGUAAAAGAUCGACGACAAUGAAAUAUGAAAACGCCGAACAACAAAAAUUGCUAAAUUUAAUUUAAUUAAUUAAUUUCCACUCGAUUUGUUUAAUUUAUUGCAAAAAUUAAAUUAAAAUUUCGAUUCAUUUAAUGAAAUAAGAAAACUUUUUCUUCUGAAUUAUUACUAUUUUCUGUUGUUGUUGUUUUGAUUUUUUGUUAAACCAAACAAAUGUUAGUAGCCAGUGCUGUUAGGCGGCGAAAAUGACACAGGCACACACAUACAUACACCCUGUUUCAAGCUCUACUACUAAUUUUCAUUGUUUAUUCUUAUAAUUUUUUUUAAAUAAAAUAUAAAAUACUAAACACAAUUAAUAUUUAUUUUGUUGCACCAAAAAUGUUUAUCGUAAUUUUAGUUAUUUUUACUGUUUCUAUUACUUGACUCACUCAAAUGUUUUCUAUCAUGUUUUCUAUGAAAUCUGUUAAAAUGUUUCAAAUGUAUUGUAGUGUACUUUAGCCAAGUACAGUUAGGCGUUUUGUUUAAGUUUUUCCACACAUAUUAUAUAAGUUGUAGCACAUACAUACACACAUAUAUAUUUAGUUUAACAUUGCUUACCUACCUGUUAGUUUAUGUUAAUUUCAUUUAAUUAAUUUUAGUUUUUUUAAGCUGUUAUUUAUUAAAAUUGAAUUUAAAUUUUCGCAUUAAGUUUUGCUUUUAAUAAUUUAUAAUAUUUGUAUGAAGUGAAAUAAACUUGGUUAUGAUUAUAUUGUAAUAUGCUUUUGUUUUUUAAAUAAAUAAAAUGAGAAAUCAA
Bactrocera oleae (olive fruit fly) is the source of this 5687-nucleotide messenger RNA. It is a transcript of the gene klu, whose product is annotated as klumpfuss. Gene Ontology annotation, biological process: regulation of transcription by RNA polymerase II. NCBI's taxonomy places the organism in Eukaryota, Metazoa, Arthropoda, Insecta, Diptera, Tephritidae. Gene Ontology annotation, molecular function: RNA polymerase II cis-regulatory region sequence-specific DNA binding; DNA-binding transcription repressor activity, RNA polymerase II-specific. The record is from RefSeq and is a predicted model, not a curated record. Gene Ontology annotation, cellular component: nucleoplasm.